Messenger RNA from Otolemur garnettii (small-eared galago), 3111 nucleotides. RefSeq names its product mitogen-activated protein kinase 10 (gene MAPK10). The coding region runs from base 1059 to 2339 and encodes 426 amino acids. The record is from RefSeq and is a predicted model, not a curated record. Gene Ontology annotation, cellular component: cytoplasm; nucleus. Gene Ontology annotation, biological process: JNK cascade; protein phosphorylation. The transcript has 14 exons. NCBI's taxonomy places the organism in Eukaryota, Metazoa, Chordata, Mammalia, Primates, Galagidae. Gene Ontology annotation, molecular function: JUN kinase activity; ATP binding.
AUUUUGUGCUGGGAUACCGUGUCCCCUAGAAAUGUCAGAGCUCUUUUGGGGGAAAAAAAAAAUCAGAAAUGAGCAUGGCAAUAUGUUUAAUCAGAAUUUAUAUAUUUGUGCCUUCAGCAAAAUAAAUGUGAUUUACUGGAAAAUCUUGGAGUAAAUCAGGUUAUAGAUAUUUCAAAAAAAUUAUGCAUUGUAUAUUUUCUUUUUUCCUUCCUACAUUCAAAUCUAGAUGGAGACCGAGUCUCUGCUUUUGCCUCCUUAAACAGAUAACUUCCCAGGAAACUGCAAUUUAGCCACAGAAGAAGAAUAGCUUAUCCCAAGGCUACAGGCUCUGAGGCAAUGACAAGGUUGUUUACGUGGGCUUCCUUUGCUGCAGAGCCUGCCAGUGGAUGUAUGGCAGCCCUGCCUGUUUCUGCUGUGUGGAAGAUAACUUUUAUGAAGGAACUAGGAAGAAGCAGGCUAAGUCAUAUGGGGCAGGCCGUAGUUCAGAUUUCAGGAAAAUGGUUAUGCUGCACCAAGAAUUACCAGUCCAAGGUUCAAUAUCUUCUUUUGUCCCUAAUCUGCUAGUUGUCAGACCCUGGAAGAGCUCACAGAGCACUGAUCAACAUAUUUAAAAUGGUUGCAGUAAUGACUAUUUCUCUCAGAGAAGCUUCUGUAAAUUUUCUACUUUAGGUGAGCAUGUAUGUUGUAAAUAUAGAUAACUGUGUUCAUGAAUGAGCUCACGAGCUUCUGAUGCCACUUGGGAACCACUGGAUUUUAGGGGCUGGACAGUUUGGAUGUAGCAGUUUUGCUGCCCCAGGCUAGUAUGAGAAACACCAACGGCAGGACCAUCUCAGAUCUUCACUAUGACAACUCAUGCAAAAAGGUGUUGAAUUAGAUCCAUUUCCUAUAGAUGAGAAACCAUACAAGCAGUGGUAUUUAUGAGCCUCCAUUUCUUAUACUACUGCAGUGAACCAACCUUGGAUGUGAAAAUUGCCUUUUGUCAGGUGUGUGUUCCUUACAGGUAAAACAAGGGAUUCGAUAAACAAGUGGAUGUGUCAUAUAUUGCCAAACAUUACAACAUGAGCAAAAGCAAAGUGGACAACCAGUUCUACAGUGUGGAAGUGGGAGAUUCAACCUUCACAGUUCUCAAGCGCUACCAGAAUCUAAAGCCUAUUGGCUCUGGGGCUCAGGGAAUAGUUUGUGCUGCGUAUGAUGCUGUCCUUGACAGAAAUGUGGCCAUUAAGAAGCUCAGCAGACCCUUUCAGAACCAAACACAUGCCAAGAGAGCAUACCGGGAGCUGGUCCUCAUGAAGUGUGUGAACCAUAAAAACAUUAUUAGUUUAUUAAACGUCUUCACACCCCAGAAAACGCUGGAGGAGUUCCAAGAUGUUUACUUAGUAAUGGAACUGAUGGAUGCCAACUUAUGUCAGGUGAUUCAGAUGGAAUUAGACCAUGAGCGAAUGUCUUACCUGCUAUACCAAAUGCUGUGUGGCAUCAAGCACCUCCACUCUGCUGGAAUUAUUCACAGGGAUUUAAAACCUAGUAACAUUGUAGUCAAGUCAGAUUGCACAUUGAAAAUCCUGGACUUUGGACUGGCCAGGACAGCAGGCACAAGCUUCAUGAUGACUCCGUAUGUGGUGACACGUUAUUACAGAGCCCCUGAAGUCAUCCUGGGAAUGGGCUACAAGGAGAACGUGGAUAUAUGGUCUGUGGGGUGCAUCAUGGGAGAAAUGGUUCGCCACAAAAUCCUCUUUCCAGGAAGGGACUAUAUUGACCAGUGGAAUAAGGUAAUUGAACAACUAGGAACACCAUGUCCGGAAUUCAUGAAGAAAUUGCAACCCACAGUAAGAAACUAUGUGGAGAAUCGGCCCAAGUACGCGGGACUCACCUUCCCCAAGCUUUUUCCAGAUUCCCUCUUCCCAGCGGACUCCGAGCACAAUAAACUCAAAGCCAGCCAAGCCAGGGACUUGUUGUCAAAGAUGCUAGUGAUUGACCCAGCAAAAAGGAUAUCAGUGGACGACGCCUUACAGCAUCCCUACAUCAACGUCUGGUACGACCCUGCUGAAGUGGAGGCGCCUCCACCUCAGAUAUAUGACAAACAGUUGGAUGAAAGAGAGCACACCAUUGAAGAAUGGAAAGAACUUAUCUACAAGGAAGUAAUGAAUUCAGAAGAAAAGACUAAAAAUGGCGUAGUAAAAGGCCAGCCUUCUCCUUCAGGUGCAGCAGUGAACAGCAGCGAGAGUCUCCCUCCAUCCUCAUCCGUCAACGACAUCUCCUCCAUGUCCACCGACCAGACCCUGGCAUCCGACACUGACAGCAGCCUGGAAGCUUCGGCAGGGCCCCUGGGUUGUUGCAGGUGACUAGCCGCCUGCCUGCGAAACCCAGCGUUCUUCAGGAGAUGAUGUGAUGGAACACACACACACACACACUCACACACGCUCAGACACACGCACACACAAACGCAAACACACAACAUCAAGGAAAUGGCAAGGGAGUGAAUCCAAGCCUAAAAUCAAAACCAGUCUUUCAGCCUGCUUCUUCCCCAGAGCCCUGUAUCACAGCUAAGCUCAAACGCGUAUCUAACUUCUAGUUGCUCUUGCUUCGGUCUUCUUCCGAUGAUGCUUAACUACAGAAGGCAAAUCACACAAUCACACACGAUUAGAGAAGCCUUUCCCUAAAGUGUAAUUUCAAUGGCUGCAAAACCAGCAACCUGUAACCGCCCUUUCGAAUGGCAUGACGAGGUGCAGCGGCCCAUCCAGCAUGUGUGUGUCUCUAUCUUGCAUCUACCUGCUCCUUUGGCCUAGUCAGAUGGAUGGAGAUACAGAUCCGCAUGUGUCUGUAUUCACACGGCACCACUUACGUAGAGACGCUACUGUCAGUGUCCUCAGGGGCUCCCAGGCAUCAUGCACUGCGGUACCACCUGGUCCAUUCCAUGUGAUCUAAUACUCUGACAUAAACCCAUCUGUAAUAUAUUGCCAGUAUAUAAGCUGUUUAGUUUGUUAAUUGAUUAAGCUGUAUGUCUUAUAAGAAAACAUGUAAAGGGGGAAAACACGGGGUGGGGGGAGUGAGCUCUCUUGGACCCUUGAAGAUGUAGCUUCCAAAUUUGAACUGAUUAAAUGGCACCUGUAUACC